Molecule: messenger RNA, 2838 nt
Organism: Lactuca saligna
Lineage: Eukaryota; Viridiplantae; Streptophyta; Magnoliopsida; Asterales; Asteraceae
Source: the annotation of a GenBank genome assembly
AUGUCUGUAGGUUCGUCUUCUAAACGCUGUUUUUCUCCUCAUUUAGCUGGCCUUCUGUCUUCCGAAAAAGGGUCCUAUUCUUCUGUUGGUAACGAUGCUUUACUUUUGCCUUCUUACGAUGAUAUCGGCGAUUGCACCUUUGUUUGUAGAUUUUGUAGUGCUUUUUUCUGGUUUGAUGAAAGGGUUAUGUAUUUGUCACGUCCAGAUUGCCCUGCCUAUACGCAGUGUUGUAAAUCUGGUUCUAUUGUUUUACCAUAUCCACUUCUACCUCCUAAAUUGUUGCUUGCUCUAUUUGAUUUUCGCCCUUUCAUCAAAAACAUAAGGGCUUAUAAUAGUAUGUUUAGCAUGACGUCUUUUGGAGGUAAGGUGGAUGACACUGUUAAUAGGGCGGAUGGUCCAUAUGUAUUCAAAGUUUCUGGUCAGGUUUGUCAUUGGAUUGGUGCUUUUGAUGUUGUUGAUGAAAAAGGACCAAAGUUUUUGCAAUUGUAUAUUGUUGAUACAGACCAUGAAUUGCAUAAUAGGCUCUCUGCUUUUCCAAAAAAUGAAAAUGGCUGUUUAGAUUCAACAAUAGUUGAGGCUCUUAUGGAUCUUUUUACAGCUCAUAAUGAAUAUGUUAGAACUUUUAAAUGUGCAAAAGAUAUUGCUGCUGAAAGAAACUUACCUGAAUAUGCAGUUCGUCUUUUUAAUGAUGUUCCUAAUCAUCUGUAUGGCCCUCCGGCCCCUGGUAGUUUGGGUUGUAUUGUCGUUGGUGAAGACGCAGUUGGCAGUACAUAUGAUAUAGUUGUGCAUUCAAAAAGUGGUCCUCCGCGUAGGAUUAGUAAACUUCAUCCUAGCUACAUGCCAUUGCAGUAUCCUGUUUUGUUUCCCUAUGGUGAGGAUGGUUGGUCCCCAAGGUUGAAGCUUUUAAAUGAGGUUGGUUCGAAGGCUAGGAAUCUUAGUAUCAACAUGUAUUAUUCUUACCAAAUACAUGCAAGGAAUGGUAUAUAUUCUGUUGUGCUAAAUUCAUGUAGAUUAUUCCAGCAAUAUUUAGUUGACGCAUAUGCAUGUAUUGAACUUUCGCGGCUUGAUUUUUAUGAACAAAAUCAAAAUCACCUAAGAUCAGCAUAUGUUAGUGGUAUUUACGAUGCCAUAUCACGUGGUGAUACUGAUGGUAGAAGUAUUGGUAAGCGUGUUAUUUUACCACCAUCUUUCGUCGGUGGUCCAAGGUAUAUGUACAGUCAUUAUCAGGAUGCCCUUUCUAUUUGUCGGGAAUAUGGGAAUCCACAGUAUUUUAUAACAUUUACGUGUAAUGUUGGUUGGCCUGAAAUCAGCAGGUACAUGGACAUGCAUCGCCAGUUUGAUGUUCCGAGCAGGGCAGACAUAAUCUCACGUGGUUUCCAUAUGAAAGUUAUUGCCUUUAUUAGUUAUUUGAAAUCUGACAAGACGUUCGGUCCUGUUUCAGCACAUCUAUAUACUAUUGAAUUCCAGAAAAGGGGUUUACCGCAUUGUCAUGUGCUCAUAUGGAUAGCAGAUUCCCACAAGAUAAAGGAACCAUCUGCCAUUGAUGCUUACAUUACAGCUGAAUUACCUGACCCUAUUUUGGAGCCAUUAUUAUAUCAGACAGUUACAAGAUGCCUUGUACAUGGACCGUGUGGUUUGCUAAAUACUAAGUCCUCAUGUAUGAAGGAUGGUAAGUGUAAGAAAAGAUUCCCAAAAAAUUUCCAUAACGAUACAGUUUUUGACAAGGAUGGUUAUGCACAUUAUAAAAGGCGAUCUGGUGCGGUCCAUAGGUUAGAAACAGGUGUAGAAAUAGACAACAGGUUCAUUGUCCCGUAUAACAAAAGACUGUGUUGUCGUUUCAAUGCACAUAUAAAUGUCGAGUAUUGUGGGUGGAACAUGAUGAUUAAGUAUUUGUUCAAAUAUGUAUCGAAGGGAAUGGAGCGUGUUAGGUUUGUUAUUCAGAGAGAUGUGCACACUUCUGGAUCUUCUGUUUCAGUAGAACCUCCUAUCAUUGAUGAGAUUAAGAACUAUAUCGAUGGCCGUUUCCUCUGCCCUCAUGAAGCCGCGUGGCGUAUACUUGAUUUUCCGAUUCAUGACCGAGAUCCGUCAAUUGUCAUACUGCCUAUACAUUUGCCAAAUAUGCAAUCUGUGUUGUUUAAAGAAAACAUUAGUAUUAACCAGGUUGUUGACGAUCCCAACUUUGGAAGCAGUUUGUUGUUAGGUUGGUUUGAUAACAAUAAGUGGGAUAGAACUGGUCAUAAUCUUACAUAUAUCUCAUAUCCUACUAAGUACUGGUGGGACAAACAGGCAAAAGCUUGGAAGAGAAGGAAACAUUGUAAUUCCCAUGCAUUAGGUAGACUUAUCUUUGUUCAUCCAUCUGCUGGAGAAUUAUUUUACUUAAGAGUGUUGCUUUGUCAUCAAAAAGGUUGUAGGUCUUAUGAAGAAGUUCGUACUGUCUCUGGCACUGUGUACUCUGAUUUUCGAGCUACCUGUGAUUCGUUAGGUCUAAUAGGGGAAGAUCGAGAGUGGAUGGAUGCUUUUACUGAGGCUUCUGAAUGGGCUACAUCAUCUCAGCUUCGUUCUUUAUUUUGUUAUCUGCUCCUUCUAUGUGAUGUUAACAAUCCUAUGUGUUUGUGGCAUUUUGGAUGGAAGAAAAUGAGUGAUGAUUUGGUACACAAUAUAAACAUGUCAAAUCCUGGUGUUGAUGUAAGUAUAGAUGAUUUGCACGUACAGCAGAUAGUUUUAUAUGAACUGGAUCAUGUGCUUAGGUCAUCUACACCUUCAAAAUCUGUUGUUGAUUUUCAUUUGCCCAAACCUACAGAGGAGACUGUUGCUAUGUUAAGAAAUAGACUUUUUUAG